CUACGUGUGCAUAUUUCAGUGAGUGAUAGUCAUCUGUGCUGAAAGACUUUGAUUUACCUGUUUGGUGAGUUCAGCUGAAAGAAACCACGGACAAAAGAGAAAACAUAGGUGUGGAUAAGUGCAGAUGCAUGUUGCUUGUUGCUGCAAAGGUCUCUCAAAAGAUAAGAAGCGAUGCUUCGCUGGUUUGUGCUCGCUUUGCUCUUUAGCAUCUGUGCCAGUGCUGGGGCGAAGAAAAAAAAGGAAGUGGUGAAAACUCAGUCCCUAUCAAGAGGAUGGGGGAAAAAUAUUACCUGGGUGAAAGAUUAUGAAGAGGGCCUGUUGAAUAUGGUCAGCAGUAAGAAGCCGUUGAUGGUCAUCCAUCAUCGAAUCGAAUGCCCGCAUAGUCAAGCCCUGAAGAAAGUGUUCGCAGCUGAAAAGUCCAUCCAGAAAAUGGCCAAAGCAGAUUUCAUCAUGCUCAACUUGGUGGAGGAGACUGAGGACCAGAACAUGGCACCUGAUGGCUACUAUGUUCCUAGAAUACUCUUUGUUGAUCCGUCCAUGACUGUGCGCAGAAAUAUUGUAGGAAAGUACAAUAACCGCCUCUACACAUACGGGCCUGCUGAAAUGGAAUUAUUGGCCGAAAACAUGAAGAAAGCCAAAGUCCUGCUACACACUGAACUGUAGCCCGGCUCACUCUGAUGUCUCUGCACCCUCCAGUCAUCCUGGGCUGCCUGCUCAGUGGUCAGCCCUGAAGUAUUUACAUGAUGCUCAGAGCUCAAUAAACACUCAGAAAAUGAU
This is a messenger RNA of Paralichthys olivaceus (Japanese flounder), 777 nucleotides long. RefSeq names its product anterior gradient 1 (gene agr1). Lineage: Eukaryota; Metazoa; Chordata; Actinopteri; Pleuronectiformes; Paralichthyidae. The record is from RefSeq and is a predicted model, not a curated record. Gene Ontology annotation, cellular component: endoplasmic reticulum.